Sycon ciliatum is the source of this 912-nucleotide messenger RNA. RefSeq lists its product as uncharacterized. The coding region runs from base 1 to 912 and encodes 303 amino acids. The transcript has 2 exons. The record is from RefSeq and is a predicted model, not a curated record. NCBI's taxonomy places the organism in Eukaryota, Metazoa, Porifera, Calcarea, Leucosolenida, Sycettidae.
AUGCACCACGAAUUCUCCAUCCUUAAUUUGCUGCAUUUCCUGGACGACUACUUGUGCGCGAGCGUGGGCCAGGCAGUGGCGAAUCGGCAGCUGGCCAUUCUUCUCCGUGCAUUCUCAUACCUCGGAGUCCCGCUCGCGCCUGCUAAGGUGGAAGGCCCGUCUCGAACCCUGACAUUCCUGGGCAUUAUCCUGGAUUGUGAGAAGAUGGAAGCCCGGCUCCCGGACGACAAAUUGGCUGACAUCAAGCGCCUGUUGACUGCAGCGGGCAUCAACCCCACCCUGUCUCAGCGCGAACUCGAAUCUCUUCUGGGGAGCUCUCCUUCGCUGCAAGAGUCAUCUCGCUACCAGCAGCCUCACUACCGCAUCAGUCUGACUACCGAGUGCCAGGAAGAUAUCCAAUGGUGGCUACGGCUCCUGGAACAAUGGAACGGAAAGUCAUUCUUCCUGUUCCCAGAUUGGACACCAUCUCCAGACUUGGAGCUGUUCACUGAUGCCAGUGGCACCCUGGGCUGGGGCGCAUUCAACAGCGGCCGCUGGCUUCAAGGGACCUGGUCUCCUGAGCAACUCGCUCACAGCAUUGAGUGGAAGGAGCUCUACGCGUUGGUCACAGCGUACUGCACAUGGGGCAAGGAAUGGCGCCAGCUUCGUAUCACAAUGCACUGUGACAACAAAGCUGUGGUAGAUUGCAUCCGCUCCGGCACAUCCAAGUCACCGCCAGUGAUGACCCUGAUCAGGGGGCUGUUCUUUGUGUGCGCCCGCUUCAAUUUCAACGUCACUGCUGCUCACAUUGCUGGCCAGUCUAACUGCAUUGCCGAUUCGCUGUCUUGUUUCCGCAUGGAGGAAUUCCGGCGUCUCGCCCCAGCUGCUCAAGCACAACCAGAAGAAGCAGUGCUGCCAUUCCAGUCGAUGUAA